Messenger RNA from Hermetia illucens (black soldier fly), 1475 nucleotides. RefSeq names its product 60S ribosomal protein L3 (gene RpL3). The transcript is spliced from 6 exons. Lineage: Eukaryota; Metazoa; Arthropoda; Insecta; Diptera; Stratiomyidae. Gene Ontology annotation, cellular component: cytosolic large ribosomal subunit; ribosome. The coding region runs from base 137 to 1387 and encodes 416 amino acids. Gene Ontology annotation, biological process: ribosomal large subunit assembly; translation. The record is from RefSeq and is a predicted model, not a curated record. Gene Ontology annotation, molecular function: RNA binding; structural constituent of ribosome.
CUACCUUUUUAAAGAACGAACUGCAUUGCCUUUCGGGAUUUCGACCAGAAGAAAAGUCGAUUUCGUCUCUCAUCGGGCGAGAUCUGUUCUUUCCUAUUUCAACGUCUGAGUAGGUCGGACGUGUUCACGUUAAAUAAUGUCUCAUCGUAAGUUCUCUGCGCCUCGCCAUGGCUCCAUGGCAUUCUACCCUAAGAAGAGGUCCCGCCGCCAUCGUGGUAAGGUGAAGGCUUUCCCCAAGGACGACCCCACCAAGCCAGUCCAUCUAACAUGCUUCGUCGGCUACAAGGCGGGCAUGACCCAUAUCGUUCGUGAAGCUGAUCGACCGGGUUCAAAGAUCAACAAGAAGGAAGUCGUUGAGGCCGUGACCAUCCUGGAAACCCCACCAAUGAUUGUUGUGGGUGCCGUCGGCUACAUCGAGACUCCAUUCGGCAUGCGCGCCCUCGUCAAUGUCUGGGCUCAGCAUUUGUCCGAAGAAUGCCGUCGUCGCUUCUACAAGAACUGGUACAAGAGCAAGAAGAAGGCUUUCACCAAGUCGUCCAAGCGAUGGGCCGAAGAUUUCGGCAAGAAGAGCAUCGAGAAUGACUUCAAGAAGAUGAUCCGGUACUGCAAGUCAAUCCGUGUCAUUGCCCAUUCCCAGAUUCGCUUGAUCAAGCAACGCCAGAAGCGUGCUCACAUCAUGGAAAUCCAAUUGAACGGAGGCUCUAUCGAGGACAAAGUCAAAUGGGUCAAGGAGCACCUUGAGAAGCCAAUUCCAGUCAGCCAAGUCUUCGCCCAAGAUGAAAUGAUCGAUUGCGUCGGUGUAACCAAGGGUAAAGGUUUCAAGGGUGUGACCAGCCGUUGGCAUACCAAGAAAUUGCCCCGCAAGACCCACAAGGGUCUGCGCAAGGUCGCUUGUAUUGGAGCCUGGCAUCCAAGUCGUGUCUCGUUCACGGUCGCUCGUGCCGGUCAAAAGGGCUACCAUCAUCGUACCGAAAUCAACAAGAAGAUCUACCGCAUCGGAGCUGGAAUCCACACCGAAAACGGCAAGAUCAUCAAGAACAACGCCUCCACCGAGUACGAUCUCACUGACAAGUCCAUCACUCCCAUGGGUGGUUUCCCCCACUACGGUGAAGUCAACAACGACUUCGUCAUGCUUAAGGGAUGCUGCAUUGGAUCCAAGAAGCGUGUCAUCACCCUUCGUAAAUCCCUUCUUGUACACACCAAGCGCUCUGCUUUGGAGAAGAUCAACCUGAAAUUCAUCGAUACAUCGUCCAAGAUGGGUCACGGUCGCUUCCAAACUGCCGCCGACAAGAUGGCAUUCAUGGGACCACUCAAGAAGGAUCGUAUCAAGGAGGAGCAAGCCCAAGCUGCAGCCGCUGCUGCUACGGCCACAAAGGCUUCGGCGUAAACGCUGCUCAGUUGGGAUUGAUCAAAGAUUUUGUAUUUUACCAAACUCCUGUUUUAUUGUUUUAAUAAAAUUGGACUAAAAGAGGGAA